Molecule: messenger RNA, 4850 nt
Organism: Ochotona curzoniae (black-lipped pika)
Lineage: Eukaryota; Metazoa; Chordata; Mammalia; Lagomorpha; Ochotonidae
Gene: EPRS1
Product: glutamyl-prolyl-tRNA synthetase 1
Exons: 33
Coding region: 93-4646 (1517 amino acids)
Biological process (GO): prolyl-tRNA aminoacylation; glutamyl-tRNA aminoacylation; translation
Cellular component (GO): cytoplasm; aminoacyl-tRNA synthetase multienzyme complex
Molecular function (GO): glutamate-tRNA ligase activity; proline-tRNA ligase activity; ATP binding
Source: RefSeq, a predicted model, not a curated record
GCACGCACACGUUGCAUCCCGGCUUUCGGCCAGGUUGGGGUGGACUCGAACGGGCGGGCGCACUGACCAGGGAGACCAGCUCACCGGCGGAGAUGGCAGCGCUCUGUCUAACCGUGAAUUCCGGGGACCCUCCCUUGGGAGCUUUGCUGGCAGUGGAACACUUGAAAGGUGACGUCAGUAUUUCUGUUGAAGAAGGGAAAGAGAAUAUUCUUCGUGUUUCUGAAAAUGUUGUAUUCACAGAUGUAAAUUCCAUACUUCGCUACAUGGCUAGAGUUGCAAAUAGAGUUGGGCUUUAUGGCUCUAACCUGCUGGAGCAUACUGAGGUUGAUCAUUGGUUGGAAUUCAGUGCCACAAAGUUGUCUUCUUGUGAUAAGUUUACUUCCGCUGUCAAUGAGCUCAAUCAUUGCCUGUCUCUGAGAACAUACUUAGUUGGAAACUCAUUGAGCUUAGCAGAUUUAUGUGUGUGGGCCACCCUGAAAGGCAGUGCUGCAUGGCAGGAACAGUUCAAAGAGAACAAAACUCCAGUUCAUGUGAAACGCUGGUUCAGCUUUCUUGAUGCCCAGGAAGCCUUCCAGUCCGUUGGCUCUAAGUGGGGAGUUUCCGUAAACAAGGCUAAUAAAGCACCUGAGAAAAAGCAAGACAUUGGGAAAUUUGUUGAGCUUCCAGGUGCAGAGAUGGGAAAGGUUACUGUCAGAUUUCCUCCAGAGGCUAGUGGUUACUUACACAUUGGGCAUGCAAAAGCUGCUCUUCUGAACCAGCACUACCAGGUUAACUUUAAAGGGAAACUGAUCAUGAGAUUUGAUGACACAAAUCCUGAAAAAGAGAAGGAAGAUUUUGAGAAGGUUAUCUUGGAAGAUGUUGCGAUGUUGCACAUCAAACCAGAUCAGUUUACUUACACCUCAGAUCAUUUUGAAACUAUAAUGAAAUAUGCCGAGAAGCUCAUCCAAGAAGGCAAGGCUUACGUGGACGAUACACCUGCUGAGCAGAUGAAAGCGGAACGUGAGCAGAGGCUAGAAUCCAAACAUAGACAAAACUCAAUUGAGAAGAAUCUACAAAUGUGGGAAGAAAUGAAAAAAGGGAGCCAGUUUGGUCAGACGUGCUGUUUGCGAGCAAAAAUCGACAUGAAUAGUAACAAUGGAUGCAUGAGGGAUCCAACCCUUUAUCGCUGCAAAAUUCAGCCACACCCAAGAACUGGCAGUAAAUACAAUGUUUAUCCAACAUAUGAUUUCGCCUGCCCCAUAGUUGACAGCAUUGAAGGUGUUACACAUGCAUUGAGAACAACAGAAUACCAUGACAGAGAUGAGCAGUUUUACUGGAUUAUUGAAGCCUUAGGCAUAAGGAAGCCGUAUAUAUGGGAAUAUAGCCGGCUCAAUCUCAACAACACAGUGCUAUCCAAAAGAAAGCUCACAUGGUUUGUCAACGAAGGACUGGUAGAUGGAUGGGAUGACCCACGAUUUCCUACUGUUCGUGGUGUACUGAGAAGGGGGAUGACAGUUGAAGGACUCAAACAGUUUAUUGCUGCUCAGGGCUCCUCGCGGUCGGUUGUGAACAUGGAGUGGGACAAAAUCUGGGCAUUUAACAAAAAGCUGCGAGCUCUCUGUAAGAAGGUUAUCGACCCUGUGGCUCCACGAUAUGUUGCAUUAUUGAAAAAAGAGGUGGUCCCAGUGAAUGUCCCUGAGGCUCGGGAGGAGAUGAAAGAAGUUGCCAAGCACCCAAAGAAUCCAGAUGUGGGCUUGAAGCCUGUGUGGUACAGCCCCCAAAUUCUCAUCGAAGGUGCUGAUGCAGAGACCCUGUCUGAGGGGGAGAUGGUUACGUUUAUCAACUGGGGCAACAUCAACAUCACCAAGAUACACAAAAAUGCAGAUGGAAAAAUUCUAUCUCUUGAUGCAAAAUUGAAUUUGGAGAACAAGGACUACAAGAAAACCACUAAGAUCACUUGGCUUGCAGAGACUGCACAUGCGCUUCCCGUCCCGGCAAUCUGUGUCACCUACGAGCACUUGAUCACAAAGCCGGUGCUCGGAAAAGAUGAAGACUUCAAGCAGUAUGUCAACAAGGACAGUAAGCGUGAAGAACUAAUGCUAGGUGACCCCUGCCUUAAGGAUCUGAAAAAAGGAGACAUUAUACAGCUCCAGAGAAGAGGGUUCUUCAUCUGUGACCAGCCUUACGAACCUGUAAGCCCAUACAGUUGCAAAGAAGCCCCAUGCAUUUUGAUUUAUAUUCCUGAUGGCCAUACAAAGGAAAUGCCAACAUUUGGCUCAAAGGAAAAGACCAAAGGAGAAGCCAUAAAAACUGAGAAAACUCCUGUUAAAGAAAAGCCAGCACCUUCUGUACCGAAUGCUUGCGCUGCCUCUGAGGAUCCCGUGCUCCUUUACAGCAGAGUGGCUGCACAGGGGGACGUGGUUCGUGAACUGAAAACCAAAAAAGCAGCAAAGGAAGAUGUAGAUACUGCCGUAAAAAAGCUAUUGGCUUUGAAAGCUGAGUACAAGGAGAAGACUGGCCAGGAAUACAAACCUGGAAAUCCUCCCGCUGCUGUCGCACAGAACAGUUCUAAGUCGUCAGCAAGUGUUCUGGAAAGUAAAUCUCUGUAUGAUGAGGUUGCUGCCCAAGGAGAGGUCGUGCGUCAGCUGAAAGCUGAAAAGGCCCCGAAGGCUAAAGUUAACGAAGCUGUAGAACGCUUGCUGUCCCUGAAAGCUGAGUAUAAAGAAAAAACUGGGAAGGAGUAUGUACCUGGUCAGCCCCCUUUGUCUCAAAGCACAGAUUCAAAACCUGCUGGGAACUCUGAGCCUGUGGGCCCAGAAACUUCAGACGCCAAGGCACUGUUUGACAGAGUAGCUUGCCAAGGGGAAGUAGUUCGAAAACUCAAAGCGGAAAAAGCCUCCAAAGACCAAAUAGAUGCAGCCGUACAGGAACUCUUGCAGCUGAAGGCACAGUAUAAGUCCCUCACGGGUGUGGAAUAUAAGCCUGUGUCUGCCACUGGAGCUGAGGACAAAGACAAGAAGAAGAAAGAAAAAGAAAAUAAGUCUGAAAAGCAAAAUAAGCCUCAGAAACAAAAUGAUGGCCAAAAGAAAGAUGCUUCCAAAAGCCAAGGAAGUGGGCUGUCAUCCAGUGGAGCAGGAGAAGGGCAGGGGCCUAAGAAGCAGACCAGAUUGGGUCUUGAGGCAAAAAAGGAAGAAAAUCUUGCUGAUUGGUAUUCCCAGGUUAUCACAAAAUCAGAAAUGAUUGAAUACUAUGAUGUCAGUGGCUGCUAUAUUCUUCGCCCCUGGGCAUAUUCCAUUUGGGAAUCCAUCAAGGACUUUUUUGAUGCUGAGAUCAAGAAACUUGGUGUUGAAAACUGCUAUUUCCCCAUAUUUGUGUCUCAAAGUGCAUUAGAGAAAGAGAAGACGCAUGUUGCUGACUUUGCCCCUGAGGUUGCUUGGGUCACACGAUCUGGCAAAACAGAGCUGGCAGAGCCGAUUGCCAUUCGCCCUACCAGUGAAACAGUGAUGUAUCCUGCCUAUGCCAAGUGGGUGCAGUCACACAGAGACCUGCCCAUCAGGCUUAACCAGUGGUGCAAUGUGGUGCGUUGGGAGUUCAAGCACCCUCAGCCUUUUCUGCGUACCCGUGAGUUCCUUUGGCAGGAAGGACACAGCGCGUUCGCUACCUUUGAAGAAGCAGCAGAAGAGGUCUUGCAGAUACUUGAUUUAUACGUUCGGGUCUAUGAAGAACUCCUGGCAAUUCCUGUCGUAAAAGGAAGAAAGACUGAGAAGGAGAAGUUUGCAGGAGGAGACUAUACCACUACACUAGAAGCAUUUAUAUCUUCCAGUGGAAGAGCGAUCCAGGGAGCAACUUCGCAUCAUUUAGGACAGAAUUUUUCCAAAAUGUGUGAAAUAGUUUUUGAAGAUCCAAAGACGCCGGGGGAGAAGCAGUUUGCCUAUCAGUGCUCCUGGGGUCUGACAACCCGGACUAUUGGUGUCAUGGUCAUGGUUCAUGGCGACAACAUGGGUUUAGUGUUACCACCACGGGUAGCCUCUGUCCAGGUGGUGGUGAUUCCUUGUGGCAUUACAAAUGCACUCUCUGAAGAAGACAGAGAAGCUCUGGUUGCAAAGUGCAACGAUUAUCGAAGGCGGUUGCUGAGUGUUAGCAUUCGCGUCCGAGCUGACUUGCGAGACAAUUACUCACCAGGUUGGAAAUUCAAUCACUGGGAGCUCAAGGGAGUUCCAAUUAGACUUGAAGUUGGGCCACGUGAUAUGAAGAAUUGUCAGUUUGUAGCUGUCAGACGAGAUACUGGAGAAAAGCUGACAAUUGCUGAAAAUGAAGCUGAGACUAAACUUCAGACCAUUUUGGAAGAUAUCCAGGCUAACCUUUUCGCAAGGGCGUCUGAAGACCUUAGGACUCAUAUGGUUGUAGCUGAUACAAUGGAAGAGUUUCAGAAGAUUCUAGAUUCUGGAAAGAUUGCUCAGAUUCCAUUCUGUGGGGAAAUUGAGUGUGAAGACUGGAUCAAAAAGACCACUGCCAGGGAUCAAGAUCUUGAACCUGGUGCUCCGUCCAUGGGAGCUAAAAGCCUUUGCAUCCCCUUCAAACCACUUCGCGAGCUGCAGCCUGGGGCUAGAUGCGUCUGUGGCAGGAAUCCUGCCAAGUUCUACACCUUGUUUGGUCGCAGUUACUAAGGAUAUGACAAAAUUCCCUCUUCAGCCUUCCUCAUUUUUUAAAAAAAAUUGGUACUGAUAUCUUCUCAGACUCAGUUUUAUGAUUUUUUUAAAUAAAAGUUCUAAAAGGUCACAUGUGACAAACAACCAUUCGUAUGCCUAAAUUCACAGUGGAAUAAAGGAUUUUCUGUCAACAACCCCAGUAAUAAACAUCAUAAACUAUUA